This is a messenger RNA of Oryzias melastigma (Indian medaka), 2559 nucleotides long. Its product is annotated as protein mono-ADP-ribosyltransferase PARP9. Bases 154 to 762 code for a protein of 202 amino acids. The transcript has 7 exons. Gene Ontology annotation, cellular component: cytoplasm; nucleus. The record is from RefSeq and is a predicted model, not a curated record. Gene Ontology annotation, molecular function: ubiquitin-like protein ligase binding; transcription corepressor activity. Gene Ontology annotation, biological process: negative regulation of gene expression; positive regulation of type II interferon-mediated signaling pathway. Lineage: Eukaryota; Metazoa; Chordata; Actinopteri; Beloniformes; Adrianichthyidae.
AACUCCUGAAAUGCGGGUUAACAGUCUCUGAGUUCGAGUAACUUCACUCGGAAAUGUAAAAGUGACGAGACGAGCUCCAAUGACCGAGGGAGCAGCGACGAGCAGCUCCAAAGCUUCCGCGUUCGAAACCAAACACAGUCCACAGUCAGCGAAAUGGAGAAUACCAUCCAGAUCGGACAAGUCACUCUGACUCUGAAGAUGGACUUGAUUCAAGACCAGCAAACAGACGUCAUUGUGAACACUACAUCAGAAAACCUUGACCUACGAAGGGGGGCCGUUUCAAAGGCUUUGCUGGAAAAAGCAGGUCAUGAAAUGCAAAAAGAAAUACAUAAUGCAAAGAAAAGCAAUUUCAUUAUUUCCACAAAAGCCUACAAACUGAACUGCAAAGAAGUCUAUCACACAUUUUGUGUUGAAAAGUCAAGAAGAGACUCCCAGAAGAUCUUUUAUGAGUCUAUAACAGAAUGUUUAUGGACAGCAGACGCAAAAGAGCACAAGUCGAUCUCCUUUCCUGCUAUUGGAACAGGAAACCUGGGAUUCUCUGAAAAUGAAGCUGCCACCAUCAUGCUGGAUGCCUUGAAGCAGUUUGCUCAAAAUGCUCCAGAAUCCAUGGCAGUUUACUUUGUCAUUCAUCCUUCCGACCAUAAAGUCUUCCAGGCUUUUAAGGAUCAAAUGAAAGGAUCAAAUGAAAAACACCCAGAAACAAUUCCCAGGAACACGGAUCAGCCGAGUUAUUGUAUUCCAGCAAACUUGAAUCCCCAGUAAAGGAUUCUGAGAUCUCAGAGCCUUCUGCUGCUGAACCUCCAGUUUUUUCAACAGCGACACCGUCAAGGAGAAAGAUGGAGAGAGGACUCGGGGAGGAGUCUUCAGACCCUGUGGUGACGCAGCUGCCAGAAGCGCGUCAGUCCAGACCUCCAACCUACUCCUCAGACGAGCAUUUUCUCCUCAGUCUUCUCCCUUUACUGCAGAACAUGCCUCCUCACAAAAAAGAAAUCAUCAAAUUCAAAAUGUACAAAUUAGCUUUAGAAAACAGCAAUUUUAUGCUUAAUUCUGAACCGUUAGAGGACGAUAAUUAAAUAUUUUUUAAAUAAAUGAGGCAGCAAUUUCUGCAGGAAAUGAAGCAGACUCCUAAAAUUUGUGUGUUCAGUCUUCCAAAUAAUUUUUUUUAUUCCCCCCAGUCUUUAUCUUUAUAUUUUAAUUAAUGGACUGCUUAUGUAUUGAUUUUUGUAUUGUAUAUGUGGGUGUCACUAUUGUCAUUAUGCUGUUUGUCAUAAAUUGAGUUUGAUUGGCUGACGUCAGACAGGUGUGCGUCAGCCAGAAGAGGAAAAAGGGUUUCGACUGGAAAUAAAGCAAAAUAAGUCAAAUCCGUAUCAAUUAUUGUAAAUAAUAAAAGGACAGAUUGAUUGCAAAAGUGAUGGGGUGAAAGUCUUUUAUUUUUUGUGUCGUACAGGGAAAUGACAACUCGCUUAACGCGUCCAGCUAGGUCUCUCUGACGUCACACAUCACUAGAACUAGCUACUCAGCUUCUAGACUUUUUGCCUCUACAUUUGUCCUAUUUUUAAAGUUAUUUUAUUUAUUGUGUAAGAUUCAAUUUCUUCUUAUUAGCGGCCACAUUAAUGCAACACUUUAAAAUGUAUGAAUAAAAAAUAUAUAAAUACAAGAAAGUCCCUCACCGAUGAAAAUCCUGUCUUUUGAGUUUUAACAUGUCUGUGUGGUAUUUUUCUUAUGAAAGAGAAAUUUAAUAAGAAAUAUUUUGUUUUUGCAUUUACGAGUAUUUUUCCUGCUCGACGCCUGCCUUUGACGCCCCAGCCAACUUUUUUCUGGGCUUCAUUUGUUGCCACAUCAUGGAACACAUGGAUGAUGUCAAGCGACCCUGGGUGGCGGCGCUCCCUUUGCUGUCCACCAGGUGGCAGCGGGCUUGAUCGCUCCAGCUCCAUGGACUCUGUGAGCCUGGCAACCUCCCCAGAGUGUAUCCCACCUUCACCCAACAGUAACCAGGACCGUCUCUGGCAACCCCGGUCGGUUAAGAAAAUGAAUGAAAGUUCAGGACAAAAAUCCUCACAAUGACCGGCCAUAUUGGAUUUUUUUUUUUUAAACUUUUUGAUUGAGUCACUGAAAACGUCAUGUGCCCAAAGCUGAGUCCCUGGUUGGUUGACUCGCAGCAUCAACCUUGCCACCUCUGCCGCCCAAAUCUCACACCUGAGCCCGCAUACGUCAACAUAGCGGCACACUUGUGAAGUCAAGCGCACGGCUAUGCCACCAGAAAGUUAAGAAAAACACCAGACACAAUAAUUCAGUGUUCUAGAUGUGGAGAUUCAAGAGAAUAUAGCAUGCCCAGCAGGUGAAGCAGUGUGAAAUCAGUGCAGGAAAAAAGGGACAUGCUGCAAGAGUCUGCAGAACUAAAAAGACGUGAAAAUCGCCAUGGCAACAGAGGAGUCAGAGGAUGCUGGAGCCGCUUUCUUAGGCCUAAUAUCUUCCCUUUUUGCUGUCAACGGCAAGACGUACAUCCCUCCUUCUUUCGGCAAAAGUUGAGACGUUUUCUUAGAAUGGCCAAUCAGUUUU